Chenopodium quinoa (quinoa) is the source of this 1284-nucleotide messenger RNA. Its product is annotated as esterase AGAP003155-like. NCBI's taxonomy places the organism in Eukaryota, Viridiplantae, Streptophyta, Magnoliopsida, Caryophyllales, Amaranthaceae. The record is from RefSeq and is a predicted model, not a curated record. The transcript is spliced from 6 exons. The coding region runs from base 203 to 898 and encodes 231 amino acids.
ACGGAAUACUCCGUAACAAUAACAACCUCUUUUUUUUUAAAAGAAAUACUCACCUCUAUUGCUCUAUAUAAACUCAAAAUUCCCAAAUAACAGGAAGUUAGGAUUAGAAACAACAAACAAAACACACUUAAAAAAGAAAAAAACUACUAAGGGCGUGUUUGGAUUGAAAGGUAAAAGUUAUUCCAUCAAAAUAGUACAAAAAAUGGGAAGUGAACACAGAGAUGAAGAAAUUAGAAAACCCAGAUUUCUAUGUUUACACGGUUUCAGAACAAACGGAGAAAUCAUGAAGAAGCAAAUCCAUAAAUGGCCCGAAUUCGUUUGUGAUAAACUUGAUCUUGUUUUUCCAGAUGCCCCUUUUCCGGCCCUAGGAAAGUCCGAUGUUGAAGGCAUCUUUGAUCCUCCUUAUUACGAGUGGUUUCAAUUCAAUAAAGAAUUUACAACGUAUGAUAAUUUUGAGGAAUGUUUGGAGUAUAUUGAAGAGCUUAUUAUAAAGCAUGGUCCCAUUGAUGGUCUUAUGGGUUUCUCUCAGGGGGCUAUUUUGUCAGCUGCAUUACCAGGAUUGCAAGCAAAGGGGUUGGCUUUGACCAAAGUUCCAAAAAUUAAGUUUUUGAUUAUUAUUGGAGGUGCGAAGUUAAAGUCUGAGUCAUGGGCAGAGAAAGCUUAUAGCUCUCCAAUUGAAUGUCCCUCACUCCACUUUUUAGGGAAGGAGGACUUCUUGAGGCCACAUGGAGAAGAUCUCAUCAAGUCUGUUGUUGACCCGUAUAUUAUUCAUCACCCCAAGGGCCAUACAGUUCCUCGCUUAGACGAGAAGUCAUUAACUACCAUGCUUAGCUUCAUUGACAAGAUUCAGAAGAUAGUAUCUGAAGAGGAGAAAGAUAAAGAAAGCGAUGGAAAAUAACUGCAGACAUAUAACAUACAUAUUGUUUUGGCUGAUUGAUUGAAAUUAUGCAUUUAUUUAGCCAUGGUAGCUAGUUGCACCUCUAGCUAUUAUUAUGCCAUUGCUGAUCUUGUGAUGAUGUAUGUCUUGUCUUAUUGAUCAUCUGUUUAUAAUGGGUUUCAAUUAAAUUCUAUUUUCUCAUGUAAUUCAACUGUAAAAUUAUCUGAAUGUAUUCUCUGAUAAUGUGAUGAGUCAUUACUGUCACUUUAUCAAUUAGAAACUACUUUGGUAUAAUGUAUAAGCUUGUUUACUUAGCUUGGUUCAGAAAUUUGCUCGAGUUUUUGUACAGACAGUAUAUCGUGAUCUGAUUGGCAAUUAUGCAAUUUCCAGUAUUCACUUGAAGUAUA